GCUCCGCUGAAUCCGCCCGCGAGUCGCCUCCGUCGUCGCCGCCCCCCUGUCCCCGGCCCCCCCGGGUUCCCUCGGUCUAGCCCAGUCCAGCCCGGUUCCCGGGAGAAUGAAGUUCGUGUAUAAAGAGGAGCAUCCGUUCGAGAAACGCCGCUCUGAGGGCGAGAAGAUCCGAAAGAAAUACCCAGACCGGGUCCCGGUGAUAGUAGAAAAGGCUCCUAAAGCUCGGAUAGGUGAUCUAGACAAAAAGAAAUAUUUGGUGCCUUCUGAUCUCACAGUUGGUCAGUUCUACUUCUUAAUCCGGAAGCGAAUUCAUCUCCGAGCUGAAGACGCCUUGUUUUUCUUUGUCAACAAUGUUAUUCCACCCACCAGUGCCACAAUGGGUCAGCUAUACCAGGAACACCAUGAAGAAGACUUCUUUCUAUACAUUGCCUACAGUGAUGAAAGUGUCUACGGCCUGUGAAGCGGCUGCCCCUAAGGUGGGGAGAUCCCUUUCUACAAAGAGAAAAAUGGCCCCCCUUUCUUGACCUACCCCUCCUUCUUCAGGCUCGAGCACCACCUCCCUUCUUCAGGACCUGCACUACUUCAUGUUUGAGGCUUUCUCUCUAGCCCCUCCUAGCACCAGGGGUAGUAGAGAUGGCCCCUAGUACCUCUUUUCUCUUUUCCUCCUUUUUCUGCCACCUUUCCCACUCUACUUCAAACUUUUUGAUUGUCAAUCUCACAUCCAAUGAUUGUUUUGGUUUCUGUUCCCUUUGUAACUACCCAAGGGGCUUAGAAGCGAAACAAUCCCUCUUACUACCUUCUAUUUUGGGGGUAGAUGGAAGGGACUAAAAUUGUGUCUUGGGGGAAGGUAGGAGGCACUUCAAUAAAGAAGAAAACACCAAGCUGAA
Messenger RNA from Chrysochloris asiatica (Cape golden mole), 887 nucleotides. RefSeq names its product GABA(A) receptor-associated protein (gene GABARAP). Gene Ontology annotation, molecular function: GABA receptor binding; ubiquitin protein ligase binding. Bases 107 to 460 code for a protein of 117 amino acids. Gene Ontology annotation, cellular component: autophagosome membrane; autophagosome; cytosol. The record is from RefSeq and is a predicted model, not a curated record. NCBI's taxonomy places the organism in Eukaryota, Metazoa, Chordata, Mammalia, Afrosoricida, Chrysochloridae. The transcript has 4 exons. Gene Ontology annotation, biological process: macroautophagy; cellular response to nitrogen starvation; autophagosome assembly.